Molecule: messenger RNA, 1659 nt
Organism: Colletotrichum scovillei
Lineage: Eukaryota; Fungi; Ascomycota; Sordariomycetes; Glomerellales; Glomerellaceae
Exons: 3
Coding region: 345-1529 (394 amino acids)
Source: RefSeq, a predicted model, not a curated record
UCUGCAGUCAGUCCGGCACGUCUGCUUGGCCACAAUAUUUCUCUUUGGCUUCUUUUGCAUAGUAUCUCAACUGCCGAGCGCAUCGUCCCUCUGAAGUCCAGACGAGGUUUGAUAGUUGGAGGCACAAGGUUUUUCACUUACACCAUUCUUACCUCAGCUCCAGCUUUUCCUUAAAACCAUCCUCAUUGAUACCCCUCUCAUAGAAAGGUCUAUCAAGCUCGGCAAUUAUUUUCGACUCUCAUCUCUGAAAUGAGACCGCAGAGAUAAAAGCCCGCCUGGGGAUACGAGAGAGCGAGAGAGAGCGCAAACGGGGAGAAAGGUGGCCGUCUGUCCAUGGGCAGAUCAUGCAGUUGACCCCGAUCAAAGUCCGAGGCAAGCGUGGCAAAACCGCUUCCUCCAAACCACAGACCAAGGAAUCAUCAUCAUCACUGGCGAAGAAGCGGGCGUCACGCCUUGCAAGUCGUCCAGUCGCCAAACGCUUCUCCCUCUUUGAACAGAACUUUCCCCUUGAGAUCGCCGAGCAUAUCUUUAUACUCAGUGAGAAUCUCAAUCUCCCCCGUUGCAGCCCGCGCAUCGGCGCUCUGCUGUCUGGGCGAUCUACUCUUGUCAACAUCAUCAUCGCCGCUUUCCAUCCGACCUGGGACUGCUGGUUUGGUGUCGAUAAGCGAGUGAUUAAGACGGCUUUGAAACAAGGCGCCGCAGACGACGCGCGAGGACUAUGGCGAUAUGAGAGCUUCCCUGAGUUAUUCCCGGGUGAUUCUGAAUUUCAGUCUUCGCUACUGAGCAGUCCAUGGAUCAACGUGGACAUCAUCUUCGAGGCCCGACAGGUCUGGGCUUGGCGCUUCGCUCGCAACAGGUGGUACUCACACUCCCACGUGGGCCUGAAAGACGAAGAAGAUGCAGAGCAGGAUAACCGUCUCGAAUCACCGCAUGAUCGAGUAGGCGGCUUCGGUCAUUUUGACUCCCGCGGCUGUUUCGAAUACGACUGGCUCUCGUACGGCCUCAACGGUUCCAAACCGGCACUCGACUUUUACGUCGAUGUACACCCAAAGACGACGAUCCCAGACGAUAUCCUCACCGGCCCCUGGACGCUCGAGCAGCAAAGACUCCUUUUCUGGCUCCGGAGAGGCGGCGCAAGAAUUCAGCCAGAGAGUCAGACUUGGGAAACUCUUCGCGUCGGCCUCCAAAAUGCCGUCACGCAUCGCAGUCCAGGCAACCUAGACGGCCGCCUGAUCGAGAUGCUCCUCCUGGUGGAAGAUUACUUCCCCUCGCACGCACUGGAAGACAACGCGUCGCUGUGGCCGCUCGAGAUCCUGGAGGAGGAGCACGAUAAAGUCGGUCGGCUGCUAGCUGCGAGGGCUCGCAGUGCCGCGGGACCUCUGUUUGAGCUCGUUGAGCUUGAGAAGCGGAUGAUUGAGUACCACCGCCGUGUGGUCGAUCUGCUUACAUCAAGACUUAGCCGCCACGAUCGAUUGGCGCCGUCAUCGAUCAUGGCUGCUGGUCUUUUGCCUCAGCCGCGGAAUCGUUGAAAAGUACAGACGGAAGGGAACAGCCUAUGUGGAUUGAAAAGCAUGCAUUGGUGUUGCAUAUGACUUAUGAGCUUACGGGACUUACAUGCCUAUUGUAAUGUAAUUCUGGGUGUAUGGGCGACAAGUGAGA